CGCAUGAGAGAGUUUACCCCGAUGAGGCGGUGAGAGGCCCGGGGCCUACCUCAGCGGAGCGGGCUCGCGGCGCCAGCUAGCAGCGGGCCCCCUCCCGGUCCCCGGGCCCGGCGGCGCGGCGGCUGCUUGGUUGUGAGGAGGCGGGGAAGCGAGUGUCCGGCCCCAGCCAUGGAGGGUAUGGACGUGGACCUGGACCCCGAGCUGAUGCAGAAGUUCAGCUGCCUGGGCACCACGGACAAGGACGUGCUCAUCUCCGAGUUUCAGCGAUUGCUCGGCUUCCAGCUCAACCCGGCCGGCUGCGCCUUCUUCCUGGACAUGACCAACUGGAACCUCCAAGCAGCAAUUGGCGCCUAUUAUGACUUUGAGAGCCCAAACAUCAGUGUACCCUCCAUGGCCUUUGUUGAAGACGUCACCAUAGGGGAAGGGGAGUCCAUACCUCCUGACACCCAGUUUAUAAAAACGUGGCGGAUCCAGAAUUCUGGGGCAGAGGCCUGGCCUCCAGGGGUUUGUCUUAAAUAUGUCGGGGGAGACCAGUUUGGACAUGUGAACAUGGUGACGGUGAGAUCGCUAGAGCCCCAAGAGGUUGCAGAUGUCAGCGUCCAGAUGUGCAGCCCCAGCAGAGCAGGAAUGUAUCAGGGACAGUGGCGGAUGUGCACUGCUACAGGACUCUACUAUGGAGAUGUCAUCUGGGUCAUUCUCAGUGUGGAAGUGGGUGGACUUUUAGGAGUCACGCAGCAGCUGUCAUCUUUUGAAACGGAGUUCAACACACAGCCACAUCGCAAGGUAGAAGGAAACUUCAACCCGUUUGCCUCUCCCCAAAAGAACCGACAAUCAGAUGAAAACAACUUAAAAGACCCUGGGGGUUCCGAGUUCGACUCGAUCAGCAAAAUCACAUGGGCUCCUGCUCCUGACCAAACCGAGCAAGAUGAGAAUAGACCCUCAGAGAACUCUGUAAAUCUGUCCCCCAGCAGUCACGCAAACAACUUAUCAGUAGUGACUUACAGUAAGGGGCUCCACGGGCCUUACCCCUUCGGCCAGUCUUAAACGGGUGUCAGCAAGAAGAAAAACUAACAAAAGACAGAAGGCUUGACUCUGGGGGGGGAGGGCAAGGGGUUCCUCUGGAUUGCAGACCACAUCGCACGGACCCCUGGCUCUGACCCCCGUCCUGAAAGAAGAGGAAGACGCAGAAAAGACUAGUUUUGAGUAAACUCAGUGUGCAUGUGUGAAUGCCGAGUCGCAGGAGUGGUGUUGAGGCUACCAAGAAGAGAUCCAUGCAGCCACUUUGGGCUUUGUUUGUUAGGUGUCAGUCUAACAAGUCACUAGGUUGCUUGGGAAGGAACAGAAAAAAAUGUUUAAAUGGGGGAAAAAAGCCAUCUUUUUAAACAAAAAUUAUUUUGCCUACAGACAGGUUGUAGUUUUGAGCACAUGUUAAUUUUUUCCCCUCUUUCCCAACUUUUUUUUUUUUUUUUUUUUAGAUAAAGGAUAACAUGCUGUUUAUAGAAUAGCUGCUUGCUCUGGAAGCGAUUCAGGUUAAAAGCUGGCGUGGCCUGCUCGGGGACCGUGCGGGUUGGCGCCGCAGGGGGACACCUGCCGCGCCUCCUGACUCCUCGAGUCUCUGACCCCCCGUUUGUUUUUAAUGGCGCCAGCCAGUGAAUUACCAUGCUUUUCCUCCUCUUUUCUCUUUAAUCUUCUGUUGAUUUACACCUUUGACAUUUGUAUGCGUCAGCCCUGUGGCUUGUUACCACCAGAACCUCUCCGAAGACCAGACUUCCCUGUGCGGCCAGCAGCGGAAGCCUGGAGGACAGAGCGCAGGUGACGGAGCUUCUGAGGCCGGGGGGUGUCCGCCUGCACACGCGUGUGACAGCUCAGAUCACCUCCGUUCCCGCACCAGCACGCUCAUUGCACGCCUCUCUCGGAUUCUUGGCACACAGCGACUCCCCAUUCACUCUGGGGGCGGUGCCUCUGUGUUGCGUGUGUGCGUGCACCGCAUGCGCACGCGCACAGGGUUGGUGCUGCUCCCCAGCGAGCGUGCAGCAGGCGGGGUGGAGGUUCCCGUGCUUCUCUGUUGUCACACAGCUCCCUCCCCCCUUGUCUCCCUGCCGUUGUCCAGUGUGGUGUCUUCGCAGCCUGUUAGCGGAGGCUGGGCUGUUCAGGUAUGAAAACGUAGCCCCAGGGAAGGGCCACGCUUACUGACCGCGUGAUCUUGGAGACCACGUUUUGCUGGGAAUGAAAUGACCCCCGCCCCACGCAGGAUGCUUAGUGACUAGGAAGAGGCGGACUCGGGACAGCCCAGCGGAGCCCAGGCGGACGGGCGGCUGCUCACAGGAGCGGGUGGCCCCAUGGGCGUCCUGUGGGUUCUGAGUAGGCUGGGAUGUGGACACCUCCAUGGGGAGCUGGAACCAGGCCAGAACAGCUGUCUGCCAAAGAUACAAGAAUAUGCAAAGGCCCUCUUCUCUUCUCAGCCCCUCCUUCCCCGAGUCUUGGUUGGUUUGAUAGCCGGGAUACGGAUCUAGGGUGCGGUUGCUGGGUUGCCUGCCUGUUGCCACGCCGUCCCCCUCCCCGAGGGUGGGAACCGGCAGGGAGGCCAGGUCGAUGAGCGCCUGCAAGGGGUCGUAUAGCCUGGGUGUGGGUGAGGGUCUGCCUGCCUGUCUGUCUCUGUCUGGGUGUCUGAGUUCCGAACAUGUGUGUUGUUCGUGCCUCCUCAUCCUCUUCUGAGACUGUUGUUUUUUUAGAAGCUUGACUGUGAGAGAAAAGCUUGUAUGAAAUUCCCCCAAUGCCUCCCUACCCCCCAGAUAAAAGGCGGAGUAAACUCUGGUCCACUGGAGAAACCCGAGGGAGGGUGGAGCCAGGGCUCACCUACUCUAUGCACACAGAGCACCCCGUUCCCAGCAGAGUAGACGGGAGUCCCUGCCGGGUGCCCAGGCCCCCACAGGCCCGAGCCAGGGGCUCACGAUGGCUUUUUGUUUGAGGGCCCUGUCAGGCCCAGACUGCCGCCACCGUUGGUGCCAGCCUCCCGGACGCUGCCGCCCUGGAGUGCACCCCCACCCAGCCCCCUGCUCGCUUGCUGGCAUCGCAUCUUCAGCUGCCCACACGGGAUUGCAGGAGGCUCUACAUCCCCUGAUUCCCGGCCUCCUGAUCUGCCCCACACCAGCCGCCCCCUCCCCUCUUCCCGGGGGAGCUGCCUGCCGUUUGUUACUCAGCAUUGACUUCACAGGUCACCGUCGGUGGGUCUGGCCCUGCCAGGGGGCUCCUGCCCCUCCUCUUGCUUCUCGGCAGUCUCACCUGGGAAGGUAAUUGUCCCAAGCAUGUUGGCUUCCCUCCCAAGAACAAAACCAUUUCUGUACACAUCUUCGGAGAGGUGGGCUCCUUGCCGAGACCAGAGCCGUGGAGUUGGGGCGGGAGGAGUCCGAGGUCGCCCCAGGACCUGGAGGCCCUUGUACCAUCAUCUGUCUCCUCUCCCUGAUUUGAGUUCCGAGCAAGUCCUGGAGUCCCUCUUCUCCCAUCCUGGUGGGGCGGCAGAGGCUGCCUGCUCAGUUCCUCUUGGACUCUUUACCAAAUGGCAGGCUGCCUCUGGGCAGGACCACCUGUGUCUCGCAGCCAGGAGGGGAGGUGCCGUCCUUCAGGACCUGAGCCCAGCAAGGGAGGUAGAGGGGCUCAGGCUUGCGAGGAACCUCUCUGUGUGCAUGGAGUGAGGUGUGUGUGGGUGUGUGUGCACGUGUGCAUGCUUUUUUUCUUUUUGCCAUGGGGACAGUUGAAUUUGGGGCAUUUUUCUACAAGAAACAAGCCUUCUCUCCCCUAUCAAGGACUGGCCAUAAACUUCAGUCCAUCAAAGGCACUUGCAGCCAGAAAAGAACCUCACCAGGACAGCUAGUGUGGCCCCAGGCUGGCCAAGGAGGGAAGAAGGUGUAGGAAUGAACACCUCCCCGAAUUGAAUGUGAGCCCCGGCAGGAGAGGGUGGUGGGGUUGCCAGGCCCCAGAAGUGUAAGCCGGUUCCCCGCCCCGCCCCACCUUUUCUGUUUCCCUGGGUGAGUGCUGGAGCGGCGUAGCUGCUGCCUCCUCCUGGACACUGGCAUGUAGCAAGCAAGCUGGGUGGGUGUUCAUGGUGGGGCCUCGUGGAGCCUGGGAGGAGAUGAAGAUGAGGAGGUUUUUCCUUACUGUAUAAAUGAAUAUUUGUAUGAUUAAAUUAACACACACCAAAAAAAGAAACAAAAACCCUA
This is a messenger RNA of Odocoileus virginianus texanus, 4217 nucleotides long. RefSeq names its product inflammation and lipid regulator with UBA-like and NBR1-like domains (gene ILRUN). NCBI's taxonomy places the organism in Eukaryota, Metazoa, Chordata, Mammalia, Artiodactyla, Cervidae. Gene Ontology annotation, cellular component: phagophore assembly site. Gene Ontology annotation, molecular function: ubiquitin binding. The record is from RefSeq and is a predicted model, not a curated record. Gene Ontology annotation, biological process: macroautophagy.